Messenger RNA from Solea senegalensis (Senegalese sole), 1343 nucleotides. RefSeq names its product methyltransferase like 18 (gene mettl18). Lineage: Eukaryota; Metazoa; Chordata; Actinopteri; Pleuronectiformes; Soleidae. Gene Ontology annotation, molecular function: protein-L-histidine N-tele-methyltransferase activity. Bases 119 to 1192 code for a protein of 357 amino acids. Gene Ontology annotation, biological process: peptidyl-histidine methylation, to form tele-methylhistidine. The transcript is spliced from 2 exons. The record is from RefSeq and is a predicted model, not a curated record.
GUGGCGGCUCUGCUAAUGCUAAUCUUCCACACAGACAUGUGUGGGUAAGCCCUAUGAAGCCAACGGUGACAGCAACUUUUCGACCUCAUUCUACUCACUAGUUUAUAUUGUUGUAACCAUGUCGUUUUGUUUUAACUUCGAUGUUCCAAUACAAGCUAGUCAGCAAGACGACGCACAUGGAAUUGAAGUGCAAAACGAAAAGAAAGAUAAUGCUGCUACAUGUACACAGGAUAACACCAGACCAGCAGAGCCAGUAAAGGAGGCCAAAGAACACCUUCCACCGUCUGACCCACAGUUCCUCUUGGAGGACGCUGUCUCUGAAACCGUCACCGUUGGCACUCUUCCUCCUCUACACUUCCUCAACGAGACGGUUUUUGAGAAAACUGCCUCUGAAAGAGAGGAUGAUGAGAAAAUUCUCUCUCGCACAGCAGAGCAGAGGUCUGACCUCAUCUCCGGCAUGUAUGAGGGCGGACUGAAGGUGUGGGAGUGCACUUAUGACCUUCUGGAGCUCAUUGAGAAAGAGGGCGAGACCUUUGGGGGGAAAGUGGUCUUAGAUUUGGGCUGUGGUGCUGGACUGUUGGGGAUAUUGGCACUAAAGAGAGGAGCCAGACAUGUCCACUUUCAAGAUUAUAACAGCACGGUUAUUGAGCAGCUCACAGUGCCAAAUGUAAUAUUAAACUGCCAAGCAGAUGAUGACACAGAGAGUGAAGACAACAAUAAAGGGAGGGGCAGGGGAAACAUACAGGAGGAAGAUGGUGGUAAAAAUACAUUGAUAAAGAAACAAGAGGUAGAAGAAGGCAGUCCACAGCCAAAGAAGCAAGCCAAAGACCUAUCCCAGCACCCAUUACUCGCUAAGUGCCGUUUUUAUUCUGGUGACUGGAGCACAUUUCUUCCACUGGUAUUAAAAACAAGCCCACAUCUCAAAUAUGACAUCAUUGUCACCUCAGAGACUAUCUAUAACACGGCUUACUACACUGCCCUUCAUGAGACCCUCCACAAACUGCUAGCACCAGAUGGUCUUGUCUACGUCGCCACCAAAUCCCACUACUUUGGUGUCGGCGGUGGACUCCACCUGUUUGAGACUUUUGUGGAGCAGAAGAGCGUUUUCUCCGUGGAUCACCUGUGGGAUGGGGAUGAGGGACUACAGAGGCAUGUAGUCACCUUACGUUUUCAAAAGCAAAAAGACUCUUAAGUUAGGUCUGUCAGAGGCUCCUGUACUCGGCAAUAUUAGAUUUAUUGAUUUGAAUGAAAUAAAAUUGAUCUUGUCCUGAGUCUGCAGCUUAUGUCAUUGAAACAUUGGCAGUACAUGGAAUAAUUCUAAUAAAAAAUACUCUCAUCUCCUA